Molecule: messenger RNA, 393 nt
Organism: Chenopodium quinoa (quinoa)
Lineage: Eukaryota; Viridiplantae; Streptophyta; Magnoliopsida; Caryophyllales; Amaranthaceae
Exons: 1
Coding region: 1-393 (130 amino acids)
Source: RefSeq, a predicted model, not a curated record
AUGGGCAAGGUUGAGGACAUUCCCCUUAGGGUAGGAAAGUUCACAUUCCCCGUGGAUUUCUAUGCGCUAGAGAUGGAUGAGGACGAGAGGAUUCCUAUAAUUUUGGGUAGACCAUUUCUAGCUACUUCUAGAGAUAUCAUCGAUGUGAAGGAGGGUAAGAUAUCCUUGAAAAUUGACAAUGAUUCCAUUGAAUUUGAUUUCAAUAGUGUCAUGCAACAACCCUCCUCAAGUGGUGAAUGCUUUAGAGUAUAUGUUGUUGAUACCGUGCUUAUUGAAUUUUCUCGCUCCCACUUGCAUCCAACUAAUGAUCCUCUUGAAAGUGUGUUGUUGAAUGAAUCCAAGAUAGGUACUCAAAAAGAAGACAUACAAUUCUAUGAGGAUUUACUUGAGUAA